AUGGCUACCAGCGUUCCUAACCAUCGCAUGAUUGAGAACAAAAUCUGUGCUGAUGGUGCUUUUAUUGUCAUUAUAUCAAGAGCGGUUUUGUUCGAGAUCACCCUGCGAGCCUCUGAAUUCUUCGGCACCACUCUAGAAGCACAGGUUAAUGAGUGGCUGAAGAAAGUUAACAGAAGUGAAAAAGUCACAGAUUUUGAAGAAGCCUCCAACAAUAGUGAAAAUUUCGAAGAAUUCUGGGACUGGUUAGUCAUACCAUGCACACAAUACAUUCGACGCAAUGCUCCAGAAAUACAAGGACCUAUUAGCCUACAAAGUUUUACCUUUCCUCGAGCUCACGCACUGCAGUUGCUGCCAAUUGAUAAAUCAAUCACAGCGGUUCCCACUGUUUAUAGAUGCUUUUCCAAAUCCACUCUUCCUACGAUAAGCGCGUCAAUUUCAGGCCUUCCUCCUGGUGUCCCCAAAGUCAGCGCAGCCGAUGUGCUCAUUUACCAGGACCCAGAUAGCGAAUUCGACCAUACCUGUGACAUACCGCGACAUGUCCAGGUAGCGGAACGCGGCCUACUUUUUAAACCUGCCAACAAUACCAGUGCUUUCAUCAAUGAAGUAUCAGCGCUCAGCCGUGUUUCAGAACUCGGCCUGUCAAUCAAUGUGUCGAAGCUCUAUGCUAUCGUGCUAUCUGAGAAUGGGAAGAUAAUCCUUGGCAUCUUGAUUGAUUGGCUUCCAUUCGGGUCGCGAAAUCUCUGGAGCGAUGAACUCAUUCAAAUGAAGGAAUAUCAUGCCAAGUGGAAUGGACAGAUACUGGAUACCGUGGAGGUCCUUCAUUCCCACGAUAUCAUAUGGGGCGAUGUGCACCCGGGAAAUAUUGUCAUAGACUACGACUUGAAUGCCUGGGUCGUCGAUUUCGAUGGUGGGUACCGGUCGGAGUUUGUCGACGGAAAAUCAGCAGGGACGAAACAGGGCGAUUUGGAGGGCAUUCGUAAUGUCUUUUGCAACUGGCUACCGCGAUGGUAUUUGGAAUCUCAGUCGAACAUGGACUGCGAUGCAGAUUGA
This is a messenger RNA of Aspergillus luchuensis, 1050 nucleotides long. RefSeq lists its product as uncharacterized. Lineage: Eukaryota; Fungi; Ascomycota; Eurotiomycetes; Eurotiales; Aspergillaceae. The coding region runs from base 1 to 1050 and encodes 349 amino acids. The transcript has a single exon. The record is from RefSeq and is a predicted model, not a curated record.